AAAAAACAGCUCCGGCUGUUACUUACUGUUCUUUUGGACAAACGAGAGAUGGAGGGAGCACUUGUUCUCUUCCUUUUUGUGACAACAGUGUCUGGUUGUGGUCUUCCAAAUUACCAACCCAAUACCGGCCGUGUGGUGAAUGGGGAGGAGGCUCGUGCUUACAGUUGGCCAUGGCAGGUAUCUUUGGAAUCCUUCUUCCCCACUUGUGGCGGAACACUUAUUGCUCCCGACUGGGUUUUGACUGCUGCACACUGCAUCACAUUCCACACAUACAGAGUGAUUCUUGCAGAGCAUGAUAUGAACAAAGAAGAGGGACCAGAACAGUCGAUCAUGGUGGCAAAAAUGUUCCUCCAUCCAAAAUGGAAUGACAACUGUCCCUCCUGUGGGAAUGAUAUCGCCCUGCUUAAACUGGAAAAAACUGCCAUUUUUAACGACAAGGUUCAGCCUGCAUGCUUGCCACAGCAUGGCGCUGCUCUCACCCACAACCAGCCGUGUUACAUCACAGGCUGGGGCCGUCUCUACUCCGGUGGUCCACGGGCUACCACACUUCAGCAGGCGCUGCUUCCUGUGGUGGAGCACAGUGUCUGCAGUCAGAGUGACUGGUGGGGCAGUUCAGCUAAGACAACAAUGGUCUGUGCAGGAGGAGAGAGCAAGUCAGCGUGCCACGGUGACUCUGGAGGGCCUCUGAACUGUCAGGGAGGAGACGGCAGGUGGUACGUCGAAGGAAUUACGAGUUUUGUGGAUGGACGCGGGUGCAAUACCCCGAAAAAACCCACAGUCUUUACCCGAGUAGCCUCUUUCAUUCCUUGGAUCACUGAGACGAUGGCUGAGAACUGAGUGCUAAAGCAAAAUAACAAUAAAGUGUUCAACAGCAUCCCUGUAUUAUAUGUGGCUUGUAUUUAACUGAAAUACAUGCAUAAAAUAAGUGC
Menidia menidia (Atlantic silverside) is the source of this 929-nucleotide messenger RNA. The record is from the annotation of a GenBank genome assembly. NCBI's taxonomy places the organism in Eukaryota, Metazoa, Chordata, Actinopteri, Atheriniformes, Atherinopsidae.